Marmota monax (woodchuck) is the source of this 3322-nucleotide messenger RNA. RefSeq names its product RAB43, member RAS oncogene family (gene Rab43). NCBI's taxonomy places the organism in Eukaryota, Metazoa, Chordata, Mammalia, Rodentia, Sciuridae. Gene Ontology annotation, molecular function: GTPase activity; GTP binding. The coding region runs from base 192 to 824 and encodes 210 amino acids. The transcript has 3 exons. Gene Ontology annotation, biological process: protein secretion; regulation of exocytosis. The record is from RefSeq and is a predicted model, not a curated record.
GAGUCCUCCGGGGCGGCACCGAAGCCGCGGGUCUUCGGGGCGGGGCCGAGGCCGCCGGUUCAGGUGUCGCGGCGGCUCCACGUCGCCCUAGCGGCCCGCGGGGCUGGAGCGCGCGGAGCCCGGGGCGCGCCCGGCGUGAGAGCCCGGACGGGCCGCAGCGUCCGAGCGCCGGCCCUUGGGGCUGGGCGGCCAUGGCGGGCCCGGGCCCCGGGGACCCCGACGAGCAGUACGACUUUCUGUUCAAGCUGGUCCUGGUGGGCGACGCGAGCGUGGGCAAGACGUGCGUGGUGCAGCGCUUCAAGACGGGCGCCUUCGCCGAGCGCCAGGGCAGCACCAUCGGCGUGGACUUCACCAUGAAGACGCUGGAGAUCCAGGGCAAGAGGGUCAAGCUGCAGAUCUGGGACACGGCCGGCCAGGAGCGCUUCCGCACCAUCACCCAGAGCUACUACCGCAGCGCCAAUGGCGCCAUCCUGGCCUACGACAUCACCAAGCGGAGCUCUUUCCUGUCUGUCCCUCACUGGAUCGAGGACGUGCGGAAGUACGCAGGCGCCAACAUCGUGCAGCUGCUGAUCGGGAACAAGGCGGACCUGGCUGAGCUCCGGGAGGUGCCGCUGGCCGAGGCCCAGAGCCUGGCCCGGCACUACGACAUCCUGUGCGCCAUCGAGACCUCGGCCAAGGACUCGCGCAACGUGGAGGAGGCCUUCCUCAGGGUGGCCACGGAGCUCAUCAUGCGGCACGGUGGCCCCUUGUUCAGCGAGAAGAGCAGCGACCACAUCCAACUGGACAGCAAGGACGUGGCCGAGGGCUGGGGCUGUGGCUGCUGACCGGCCUCCGUCCCCCUCCGCCCCCCUGGCACCUUCCAGAGCUGGGGGAGCCGCGGGGGCCACCCUGUGACCCGCCACCCUGUGAUCCGGCAGGAGCAGGAGCCCAGGGCAGGUGGGAGCCCGUCCUUCACAUGCCAAGACUGGCCUGAGCCCCGCAGGGCCACCACAGUGGGAAAGGGGCCGAGGUCCAACCUGUGACCACCUUCUGCCCAGCAGAUGGCUGCCCCCCUAGCUUCUUCUAGAUCAUCCCAGAACCUUCCAGAUCAUUCUGGAACCUUCCAGAUCAUUCCGGAAAUUUCUAGAUCAUUCCGGAACCUUCCAAAUCCCUCUGGAGCCUCUGUCUGGAGCCCAGAGAGCAAGAUGACCUGGGCAGCCAACUGGACUCAUCCCUCGGGCUGCCCUUCCUCCUGCACUGCCAGCCCCAGGCCCCACACCCCGGGCCUGGCUCCUGCCUUAUCAGGACCUCGGGUUUUUCUGGUUUUCCAUGGAGCUUGUCAGGUGGCCCAAGAGUGGGGUCGUGGCCCGUGGCCAGCUGGGCACUGUGCGUUGGCUUGGGGCCCAGGGACUGGCCACUCAGGUCACACCGUAGCUGAUCCCUGAGUGCUGGCUCAGAAGUCUGGCCAGUAGGGGACGAGGCAGGGACAGGCCUCAGAGGCCAGGGAAGCUCAGGAGGCCCUGGGUCCCUCCUCAGUGCCAGGACAGACGGAGGACUCCUCAAGACGGUCGGGGGGACCUGGAGGCCCCAGCCUGUCAUCCCAGCAGCUUGGGAGGCUGAGGCAGGAGGAUCACAAGUUGGAGGCCAGCCUCAGCCACUCAGGAAGACCCUGACGCUAAAUAAAAUCUAAAAAGGGCUGGGGACGGGGCUCCGUGGUGAGGCACCCCUGGGUUCCAUCCCUGGGACCAAAAAAAAAAAAAAUUUACCCUCCACCUGUGCUGGGUGCUGGGGCCUCUUGGAAAAUAGCAUCAGGGACCCUGAGGGGUCUCAGUGACUGACUGAGGGGACCUGGGACCCAGUGUCAGCUCCUUGUGCACCGACACCCCUUCCCCCACCACAUAAAUCCGCUGCCUCUUCAGCUGAGGCCACUUCCCUGCGGUUCCUCCCAGGCUGGGCCGCCUCAGCCCCAACGUAGGGACAGCAGGAAGUGGGCGGAGCCAGAGGGGCCGGGAGCUGAAGAAGAGUCCUCAGGUCUGGGUGGACCACUGGUAUUUUCUACUCCAAAGCAGGAGGUGGGGCCCCUGUCGCCCUGGCCUGUGGUCUGCAUUGGCCCCAUUCCCAGGUUAGGGGGCCAGGUGCAGGUGUCCUGGGGCCUCGUGGCCCGGUUUCCGGCUCCAGCGCAGGGGUGGCCUGUGGUUCUAGAAGGGGGGAGGGGCUGGGCCAGGGCCACAUGGAGGGUGUCAUGGCAGAGCUCAGGUACUACCUGAGGGCAGGUAGUGCCCAUCCCUGAGGGUGUCUUUCUGCCUCAGAGGUCCCUAGAUGCAUCUGGGACCCGGUGUGCCAGGAAUAGUAUGUAGCCAAGAUGUGGUGGCCCGCCUGUCACCCCAGCUGUUCAGGAGGCUGAGGCAGGAGGAUGGCAAGGUGGAGGCCAGCCUCAGCCACUCAGGUCCUGAGCAGCUCAGCGAGGCCCUGUCUCUAAAUGAAACACGAAACAGGGCUGGGGACGGGGGCUCCGUGGUCCAGGGCCCCUGGGUUCAGUCCCUGGUGCCAAAAAAAGAAAGAAAAAAAUGCUACUAAUGACCCAGCAGGACACAUGUCACCAGGGCCCUGCCCCAGGACCCUCUGGCCAGAGCCAUUUCCCACAGCGAAGGCCGCAUGCUGCAGGCCCUUCUGGGUCCCACCAGGAGGGGCCUCGCUGUCCCUGGGGGUUGGGCCUCUGUCCAGUGGAGACCUGGGCUUGGGUACAGGAGGGUGGGGACUGUGUGACACAAAACCUGCCGUGUCCUUCCGGGCAGCCUGGUGGCCUCCCAGGGGCCCAGGGCCUGGGGGCACUUUAAUCUCUUUGUUUAUAAAGUGCCCAACCCCAGGAGCAGGUGGGGCCGGGACAGCAGGAAGGGGGCGGAGCCAGAGGGGCCCGGGCAGAAGAAGAGUCCGCGGGUCUGGGUGGACCCCUGGGAUUUUCUACUCCAAAGCAGGAGUGGAGCUGGGGACCCUCCCAGAGAUGCCAGAGAGGUUUUCUUUCUCCUUCCAGGAGGGGACCGGUCCCCAGGACCCGGCCCCUGGGUGGGGCAAGGAGAAAGCUCCCGAUUCAUAUUGAAUUCAGUUUCUCUCUCCAGCGGGACCCGCCCACCCUCAGGGCCGGGACAGGGCGGGUGGCAGGGGCCCAGCCAGACCCCGGGGGUGGGUGUCAUUUGCAUUUGGGGAUUUUUUCACGUCACCUAUUUAUGAAUAUUAAAACGUCUUUAUAUCAGAUCUAUUUUUGAAAACUUGGAGAAGUGGCCUCUUUGGGACCCUCAGAGCCAGAGUGCGAAUCCUGAUCCAUUAAACCGAUUCUGAAACCCGC